AUGUCCCGGUCACGGAAGCUGACCAGAGGGGCGCAGGAGUUGCUCCAGCUGGCGAGCCCUCGGAGCUCCUCCUCCGGGUCCGACGACGAGCUGGACUGCCAUAUUCGAGCGAUCGAUCCGGCGGAGCCGGAUGUCUAUCUCGAUGCAUUUUGGGGUCCAUUGUACUUCAAGAUGGAGCGGGUGCAUAAGGAGGGGAGCUCCCACCCGAGAUGCUCGGAUUACUUGCUGGUCAGCGUGUUCCUGUUUCUCAAUCUCUUUGUGCAGCUGGCCAUUGCUUUGCAGCUGGAUGAUGUCGCGCGGGAGUCUACCAGGGAUUUAGGACAUCACUUGCUGAAGAGCGCUUGCUGGAGAGUUUCAGAUCAUCAAGAUCUUCAAGGUGUGCUCUACCCAUCCGACAUGGAUGUGAGUGAUGCUUCGCACUUCGACUUUGAUUGUGUCCCACCUAUCAUGACGUUGUCCAUGUUUCCGGAAAUGCUGGACCUGAAUCGCGAUGGCUUCUGGUCGACGGAGGAAUGUGAGCAAUUGGAAUCCCAACUGCAAGGUUUGGGCAGUGACAUGGCGCAGAACAUGUCCGACAUCCUGGGUCGCAUGGUGCUUUUCGACCAGGUGCACCGCAUGGGCUCAAGUAGCAGCAAUGGCUCACUGGAGCUGGAGUUCUUUCGAGCCUUUCGAGGGCGAUUGCAGGCGUGUUUGACAGUGGAUCCCAACUUGUGUGGAAACCUGGAGGCCCGAGGACAUUUGCUUCAUCUCUUCCCAUCCUUGAGAACUGGACAUGACCGUGUGGAUGGGUGCAAGGCAAACUUCGAUGCAUUUUGCGCAAAGAUUUUCGGAGGUGACUUCAAUUGGAUUCAUUUCCAGACUGUCCGGCUGUGCGGUGAUGCACUCUCCUAUCGUGAAAAUGGAGUGAACGUGGUGCAAUAUGGACGAGUAAGGCAAUAUGAGGGAAAGAGAGAUUCGAUCCUUGGCCGGACCUUUGCUUCCUUUGUGGUUUUGUUGUCCUUUGUUUGGAUCAUGUUGAUGUUGAGAGAGUUCCGUGACAUCUACAACUUCACCUACGUGGUUUGGAGCCUCCCCUCCACGGGGAAUGCUGAUCCUCACUUUGCCUCCUUCGAGAACGAGAAGUUUCAGAUUCUUGAGUUGCCCAUGGGUCACAAGAUCUUCGCUCUUCUGGGCAUUUUGCUUCCAAGAUUCCUCAUCGCCUGCGUGAUCGCGUCGGUGGGCACCCGCUUUUUGGCGUCCACUGAUAACUUGCAUGAUAUCAUUGUGAACAGUACCGCCUUGGGUUUCAUCAUCGAGGUGGACAACAUGAUCCAUACUGCACUGCUGGGCGAUGGCUUCCAGAAGCAUGUCAUGGACCGGAGCGAGCGGAUCCAGGUGAACUCAGAGCCUCGCGGGCACAACGAGCCAUAUAGUGCGCUUUUGGUAGCCUUGUUGGUCACCGUGGGCUACACACUGUACGCCUAUUACAACCCUCAAGGUUUGGAAGCUAUUGGUCAGGGUCUGGAGUGCCUGUGCCAGCUGGAGGGCAACUGUUUCAGCCGCCAGUUGCUUUCAUGA
Molecule: messenger RNA, 1557 nt
Organism: Durusdinium trenchii
Lineage: Eukaryota; Dinophyceae; Suessiales; Symbiodiniaceae
Source: the annotation of a GenBank genome assembly